Molecule: messenger RNA, 1812 nt
Organism: Mugil cephalus (flathead mullet)
Lineage: Eukaryota; Metazoa; Chordata; Actinopteri; Mugiliformes; Mugilidae
Gene: pabpn1
Product: poly(A) binding protein, nuclear 1
Exons: 7
Coding region: 335-1189 (284 amino acids)
Molecular function (GO): RNA binding
Source: RefSeq, a predicted model, not a curated record
CUUCCAUUUCUGAACUGAAGGGACGCCGCUGCUAGAGUCCUCGCCUCUUCUUAUAUACACAUUCAAGUAAAUAAACUAGGCUUUCUGUCGUAAAUUAGCACCAUUGUUUAAAGGUAGCGAGUGAAACAGUCGUCCCUGUCCUUCGUGGUAUGCCGUCUGAGUAGUGGCUAGAUCUUAAGCUAGCGUUUUAUUCCCCAUUUUAACUUUAGUAAGCGGCGUUUUCCGCCGUUUUUUUUCUUUCCGCCGCCCCGCUCACUCUACCCCCUUGUGUGUGAGUAGGGGCCUGCAACGUUGGUUUGGCCACGAGGCGCGUCGGUACAGUUGGAUCAGAGCGAUGGCGGAGUUCGGUAAUGGACUGACGGAGGAAUCCUUACUAGAUUCAGACCCCGGACAUCCCGAGCUGGAAGACCCGGGAGUCGCUGACGAAGAACCGGGGUUAGAAGAAGGAGAGGCCGCAAUUGAAGACCCGGAGCUGGAGGCAAUCAAAGCCAGAGUGAGAGAGAUGGAGGAAGAGGCAGAGAAGCUGAAGGAGCUACAGAACGAGGUGGAGAAACAGAUGAAUCUCAGCCCCCCACCAGUUGGCCCCGUCAUCAUGUCCAUUGAGGAAAAGAUGGAAGCAGAUGGCAGAUCUAUUUAUGUUGGAAAUGUGGACUACGGUGCCACGGCAGAAGAGCUCGAGGCUCACUUUCAUGGCUGCGGUUCAGUAAACAGAGUCACCAUCCUAUGUGACAAAUACACAGGGCAUCCCAAGGGGUUUGCCUAUAUUGAGUUUGCAGACAAAGAGUCUGUUAGGACGGCCAUGGCUUUGGACGAGUCCCUCUUCAGAGGAAGGCAGAUAAAGGUUGGCGCUAAGAGAACAAACAGACCGGGCAUCAGCACCACAGACCGCGGCUUUCCACGGGCUCGGUUCCGAUCACGGGGAGGAAACUUUUCGUCGCGUGCACGCUACUACAGUGGCUACACACCCCCCAGAGGCAGAGGACGGGCCUUCAGGUUUCAGGACCAGUGGAGGCUGACAACCCCUCCCCAGGUGGCGCCGGCCCCCCCCACUGUCUCCGCAGCAUCUCUCUCUCUCUCUGCUCCCGCUAUGCACACUCACCCCAUCCUGUCGGUGUGGGGGGGCGGGGGAGGGGGGCAGGGCGACCACAGGCCCGCCGCGGGGGGCAUUUACUACAACAGCAAACGCUGAUGACGCUUUUAUUCCUUUUCACACUGCAAAUCAUACAAACACACACACACACAUCAUCGAGAAACACACAUGUUCAACACGCACACACACACACACACACACACACACACACACACAGCACACUGCAGUACAGAUGGCACUUCACAGGCAGCCAACCCAACACACACAUGAUUUAUAUACAGAGAGCUGAAGCCAACUUAGCGGAGUGGCAGGCAGGCAAGUUUGUGUGAGAGCGAGGAAGGCAGGGCCAGAGACGAGGGUGUUUUUUUGGGGGGGGGUGUACAGUGCCGACCUCGAGGUGCCCCCCCCCCCCCCCCCCUUUCUCUGACGACGCGCAGUGCAGUCACGGCUGGUCUGAGGAAGGUUGACGAGCUAACCACCGCAUUGAUCAUUAAUUAAAUGAAAGGAGUGGGCCGGAGCUGUCAUUUUAGGCCAGGGCAAAGUCAGGGGUGGGUUUUGUGUGAAGACUUUUUUUUUUUCCUUCUUUUUUUCUUUUCUUUUUUUUUGGUUCUUUUUGAAAAGGGGGAGUGGGUUUGAACAAAUGUUUUGCUUUUUUUAAUUUUAUUUUUAACCCAUGAGUCUGUAAUUAGGAAAAAAAAAAUAAAGACAUUGUGUAAAAAUGA